AUGGCGGACAGUGGAGAGCAUUGCGAUACACCARCAAUAAAUCCAAAUUACUUCGGCCAUCUGUCUUCAUUUACAAUAUAUUUUACACAGGGAAUAGAGAUAUUAGAGUACUACACUAAGGUUCCAUUUUACCAUGUAAUAUUUGAAACAAUCCUUGUGCUGUGGAUAUUGUGGCUACUGGUAUCAAAGAGUUAUAGAUUCAGAGAGCAAUCCUUAGAGCUCAGUAAAAAGGAAGAAGAUGAAUUGAUUGAAGAAUGGCAACCAGAACCCCUUGUCCCAGAACAGCCUGACUUUCCCCCCGAUAUACUGGAGUCAAAAAUUAUCAGUGGCAAACCCGGUCAUAAGUUAAAUAUUGAUGGUAAAGUUUGCCUUAACUUGGCAACAUUCAACUUCUUGGGAUUUGUUGGAAAUAAAGAAAUAGAGAGUUCAGCGAUACAGACACUGCACAAAUAUGGUGUUGGUUCUUGUGGUCCAAGAGGAUUCUAUGGAACCAUAGAUGUACAUUUGAAUUUAGAGGARAGACUGGCAAAGUUUAUGAAUACUGAAGAAGCAAUAUUAUAUUCAUAUGGGUUUUCAACAGUGGCCAGUGCUAUCCCUGCAUACUCCAAGAGGGGUGAUGUCAUAUUCUGUGACAAGGGAGUUUGCUUUGCAAUCCAAAAAGGAGUAGAAGCAUCUAGAAGUAGAGUCAUGUGGUUUGAYCACAAUGACAUGAAUGAUCUUGAAAGAUUACUGAAAGAACAACAGGAGAAAGAUCGCAAGAAUCCCAAGAAAGCAAAAGUCACCAGAAGAUUUCUUGUAGUGGAAGCUCUGUACAUAAAUGAUGGUUCUCUUGCUCCUCUACCAAGACUGAUUGAGCUUAAGAAUAAGUAUAAAGUGAGAUUGUUCAUUGAUGAAAGCUGCUCAUUUGGAGUUCUUGGCAGCACAGGCAGAGGGAUAACUGAGCAUUUUAACAUACCUGUAACUGAUGUUGACUUAAUUAGUGUUUCYAUGGAAAACUCYCUAGCAACCAUUGGUGGUUUUUGCUGUGGAACUUCAUUUGUAGUUGACCACCAGCGAUUGUCAGGUGCUGGAUAUUGCUUUUCUGCUUCCCUUCCACCAAUGCUUGCAACAGCAGCCAUCAAUGCACUGGACAUCAUUGAACAAAAUACUGAGAUGUUUCACGAUCUUCAAAGAAAAGCAGUGCAAUUUCGAGAAGAGCUUAAAGGAUUGCAAGGGCUUAUUGUCUGUGGAGAAGAAAUCUCCCCAGUGAUCCACUUACGACUGUUAGAAAACUUUGAAAAUGUGGAAAURGCAGARGACAUYCUUAAACAGAUUGUCAAUUUGGCUUAUGAUGAAAACAUUGCAGUGACUAUUGCUAGAUAUCUUAGAAACCAAGAAAAAUUUCCACCACAGCCAAGUAUUCGUGUUACUAUCAAUGUUCAAUUAACUGAGGAUGAGAUCCAUCAAGCUGCUGUAGUAAUCAAGGAAGCAGCACAGAAAGUGUUAAACUGAGUGUUAUUUUGACAWUGGUUCCUCCCAGAAGAGGAAUUACAUCACUGACAACAAAACACCAUAAAAACAUUGUCUUGAGAGCAGUGAAAGUUUGCCACCUUAGAGUUCUGGUGCAAGGUUGACAAUGAGACUUUCUAACAAUCAAUCAUUAUUGCAAGUUUGGCCAAAGUGUGUGUAAAGUAGACUUUGGUACUCUGCGAACAGUGUUAUUUACCUUACCUUCAGUAACAAAAUUACAAAGGAAAUAUUUCCCUCACAAAAUUUUUUACUGAGGUAAAGUAAAUAAAACUCUGUUCACAGGGAAAGACUAUGAAUGUAUGAUUUUAUAUUCAAUCAGACACACAACUUGUAACACAAAAAUGUACAGAUAUUAAAACAAUAGCCAAUCAUAAAUUAUAAUCCCAACUUGCAAGAAAUGAUAGGAUUGCUGAGUGAAACAWUGUACUAAAAAUAUGUUGUUAUAACAUGAAUAAAAAAAAAAACAAGCUCCUGAAUGAAUUAUUUUAUCUUUUAUCGAUUUCUCUUUGCAAUUUUUAAUUCAUGAUAAUUCUUCUUUUUUUUGUACAUUCAACUAUGUUGUGUGACUCAAUAAGUGUACUUUAGGAAAAUCAUACAGGCAUUACGAAAAGUCAAACAAUGAUUAUAUUAUAAAGAAUAUAAUUUUAAUAACAGCAAUAUCAUUAAAAAAUACUGUAAAUAUUC
Molecule: messenger RNA, 2193 nt
Organism: Exaiptasia diaphana
Lineage: Eukaryota; Metazoa; Cnidaria; Anthozoa; Actiniaria; Aiptasiidae
Product: serine palmitoyltransferase 1
Exons: 15
Coding region: 1-1491 (496 amino acids)
Biological process (GO): sphingosine biosynthetic process; ceramide biosynthetic process
Cellular component (GO): endoplasmic reticulum
Molecular function (GO): pyridoxal phosphate binding; serine C-palmitoyltransferase activity
Source: RefSeq, a predicted model, not a curated record